Molecule: messenger RNA, 2631 nt
Organism: Oreochromis aureus
Lineage: Eukaryota; Metazoa; Chordata; Actinopteri; Cichliformes; Cichlidae
Product: protocadherin beta-16-like
Exons: 2
Coding region: 154-2631 (825 amino acids)
Biological process (GO): homophilic cell-cell adhesion
Cellular component (GO): plasma membrane
Molecular function (GO): calcium ion binding
Source: RefSeq, a predicted model, not a curated record
UUGCCGAGGGUUCAUGUGAACGAAGUCUCACAGAUUUCCAUUUAACGCUUGAGAACAAUUUUAUAGGCCAACCAGCUGCUGGUAUACUAGGGUCUUUUUGUUACUGCCUAAAGAGACAAAUCUUUCUUUCUUUGUGUCUUUUUUGUCUGAGUAAUGGCGCCUGUAAGAUGUCUACCUUACAUGUCACCAGGAUGGCGAUCAUUUUGUGGAGUACGACGUCGCAUACGAUCGCUUCUGUUGCUGCUUCUUGCGGUUAACAUGGUAGGUGGUCAGAUUCGGUAUUCUAUACCUGAGGAGAUGAAGAAAGGCUCUGUUAUCGGUAAUGUGGCGCAGGAUCUUGGCUUGGAUCUGAAAAGGCUCCGCUCAGGGCGGGCCCGUAUCGUAACCGGAGAAAACGUUCACUACACCGAGCUGCAGAAAGACAAAGGGAUUCUGGUCGUGAAUGAGAGAAUAGAUCGAGAGCAGCUUUGUGGGGACGUAACGCCGUGUAGUUUCAGCUUCGAAAUGAUUUUGGAAAACCCGAUGGAACUACACAGAAUAACUGUCGAGGUUUUGGAUAUAAAUGAUCACGCACCUGUCUUCCCAAACAAAGAUAAACCCAUCAGUUUUGAAAUAAGCGAAUCAGCUGCAGUUGGAGUGCGUUUUCCUCUCCAGAGCGCGGAGGAUCUAGAUGUAGGCCAAAGCGCUCUGCAAAAUUAUAUUCUGUCCCCAAACGACAAUUUUAUAUUAAAACAACAUUCAAAUCCAGAUGGUGGUAAAUAUGUUGAAAUGGUGCUCCAGAAACCUUUAGACAGAGAGCGACACCCGCAUUUCUCUUUGAAAUUAAUCGCAAUUGAUGGAGGAACACCGCAGAGAUCUGGUACAGUAAAUAUAGAUGUGACUGUGUUAGACGCCAACGACAAUAUUCCAGUUUUUAAUCAAUCAGUGUACAAAGCGUCUGUUUUGGAAAACACAAAAACAGGGACUAGUAUCAUUACAGUAAAUGCCACAGACGCAGACAGUGGAUUAUAUGGACACAUUACAUACGGUUUGUCCAAAAUGAAAGAAAGUGUAGCAGAAAUAUUUACGAUUGAUGAAAACACUGGAACAAUUUACGUGUCUGGUCAGAUAGAUUAUGAAAAAUACCGAAAAUACGAGUUGAGGGUAGAGGCAAAGGAUCAUGGUGGACUAACUGGGACAAGUAAAGUUAUAUUUGAUGUUAUUGAUGUUAAUGAUAAUGCUCCUAUUAUAAAUGUAAUGUCAUUUUCUAGUCCCCUGUCAGAGGAUGCAACUCCCGGGACAACUAUUGCAAUCUUGAAUAUAAAAGACACAGAUUCUGAGAGAAAUGGGCAAAUUAAAUGUUCGAUUGAUGGUAAACUUCCCUUUAAAAUCGAAUCAUCUCUGACAAAUUAUUACAAUUUGGUCUCAGAUCAACACUUUGACAGAGAAUCCGUCUCAGAAUAUAACAUAACAAUUACAGCCACCGAUUUUGGGUCUCCCCCUCUGUCUAGUUCAACAAAAUUGCAUCUAAAAAUCUCUGACGUCAACGACAACGCACCAUUAUUUGAUAAAAACAGCUAUACUGCUUAUAUCACAGAGAAUAACUCUCCUGGAUUUUCCAUAUUUACUGUGAGUGCGCGGGACUCUGAUUGGAAUCAAAACGCUAGAAUCUCAUAUCUUUUAGAGGAAAAACAGAUCAGUGGGAGUCCAGUUUCUACUUAUGUGUCUUUAAACUCUGAAACUGGAGUUCUUAGCGCGGUUCGCACCUUUGAUUAUGAGCAAAUCAAACAGUUUGAGUUAGUAAUUAAAGCACAAGAUGGAGGCUCUCCUCCACUCAGUAGCAACGUGACUGUGAAAAUAAUGAUCCAAGACCAGAACGACAACCCCCCUCAGGUUCUGUACCCAGUCCAGACUGGUGGCUCUCUGGUGGCUGAAAUGGUGCCACGUUCAGCAGAUGUGGGCUAUCUGGUGACUAAAGUGGUGGCUGUUGAUGUGGACUCUGGACAGAAUGCCUGGCUCUCCUAUAAACUGCAGAAAGCCACAGACAGGGCCCUGUUUGAAGUGGGCUUACAGAAUGGAGAAAUCAGAACUAUCCGCCAAGUCACUGAUAAAGAUGCUGUCAAACAAAGACUGACUGUUAUAGUGGAGGACAAUGGACAGCCCUCUCGUUCAGCUACAGUCAUUGUUAACGUGGCGGUGGCAGACAGCUUCCCUGAAGUGCUGUCGGAGUUCACUGAGUUGACACACGACAAGGAGUACAAUGACAACCUGACUUUUUACUUAGUCUUGGCUCUGGCUGUGGUUUCCUUCCUCUUCAUCACGUGUUUAGUGGUUAUUAUAUCAGUCAAAAUCUACAGGUGGAGACAGUCUCGCAUCUUGUAUCACUCCAGCCUGCCUGUCAUUCCAUAUUAUCCACCACGUUACUCAGACACUUUGGGGACAGGGACUCUGCCACAUGUGUACAAUUACGAGGUGUGCAGGACGACUGACUCCAGAAAGAGUGACUGUAAGUUCGGCAGAGCUGGUAGUCAGAACGUGCUGAUAAUGGACCCCAGCUCUACAGGAACGAUGCAGCGGAUACAGAGUGAAAAGAGCAUCCUGGAUGAACCAGACUCUCCUCUAGAGUUCAUCCCACCAGUAAUCAUGCAGUGA